Molecule: messenger RNA, 2572 nt
Organism: Chara braunii
Lineage: Eukaryota; Viridiplantae; Streptophyta; Charophyceae; Charales; Characeae
Source: the annotation of a GenBank genome assembly
CCUUACCUAACUAUCGCCGCAUCACUUGUGAUGGUAUUGUCCAGCAGCACAAGGACGUUGCGGAGAUGAUGGCGACGCUUAGGAGAGAUGUGGCGGCGACAGGAGUGACCAUCCUCACGGAUGGUCACAAAUCCAUCACUGCUGAUCAUAUAGUAAACUUUUUGGCAGCCAGAUCGUCAAAGGCGUACCUGUUGAGGACAGUCCUGAGAAACGGGGCUGAGAAGGACACGGCGGAUGUGGUUGUGAGGAGGUGGAAGAAGAUAUUUGGCGACUUUGGCGUUGAAAAUGUCGACACUAUUUGUAUGGAUUCCGUGGGGACAUACAUUGCAGUUGCGAAGCUCCUUGCGAAGGACAAGGAUCUCAAAUACAGUCGCAUCACUUGGCUUCCUUGUGCAAGGCAUGUCUGCAACUUGAUGUUGUCAGACAUUGGCAAGGAUGGGAGAGAUGGUGUCGUUGGACACAGGGAGGACACCAUCCUCAGAGCAAGGGCGGUGAUGCGAUUCAUUCGAUUUCAAGAGGCUACCCUCACCCUAUUUAGGCGAUUCUCCACACGCCACCCUCCCAAAUGGCAGACAGCGCCUGCGUCGGCUUCGAGUGGCAACUCUUGUCGAGGUCGGGAGCUCAUUUACCCGUUGCAAACCAGAUUUGUCACACACUAUUUCAUGUUAGAGAGAGAGAGACUAUUGGAGCGACGUCACACGCUUGAGGAGAUGAUGAUCAGCGACGAGUGGUUGCGACAAUCGUGGAGGCGGAGCUUAUCACUUAAGUUCCAAUGGGUGCGGCAGCAGGUCAGAUUCGCUGCGUUUUGGGAUGACGUCGAGGAUAUUGUGGAGUUGAUGACACCUAUCAUGCAGUUGCUGCGUAGACUUGAUCGUACGGGCUGCGUGAUAUCGCAGUUGUGGUCCUGGUCAGAGAGGGUCAUCCAGAGGGUGGCUCAGGUGCCCACCUGGCACACCACCCGUGCAGAGCUCGACGCUCUGGUUCAAGUUAGAGACAGGCAGCUGCAUCUGGAUUUGAGGACAGUUUUGAGGGAGUUCCACAGUCGAGAGGGCGAUUGCACGUAUGGAGGUCGCGACAGGGACAGAGAUGCGGAGAGUUGCAGGGGGGAGAAGGAGACAUCGGCGGUUGGUAAGUGGAUAUUAGAGCGACCUUUGAUGCUGCUCGCGCCCUUGAGACGGGCGUCACACUCAUCGACGCGACGGAUCGUCGGGAUACCUGCGGUACGGGGGAGCGAACCCAGGAUGCCAAGGAGGUUGAGUAGGGGGACGAUUCCUAACCCCCGCAAGGUGAUGGCAGAGUUUGCAGACCGGGACUUGACCCCAUUCGAGGUGAGGAUGACGAUGCCGAGGGAGGUGGUGAUGGGGCUGUCGGUGGAGGGGAUGCACCUCAUGGAGGAUCGAACGCAGUUGCUCGACAUGAUGCAUGCGAGGAGGACAGAAGGACCACGGGUGGAGGGCAUCAUGCGGAUGCAGGAGGAGGUAGUGGCCGUAGUGCAUGUGUUGCACAUAUGUAGCAGUGUGCAAAUGAGGGACAUGGAUAUUAGAGCGACCUUGGAUGCUGCUCGCGCCCUUGAGACGGAGGGCACACUCGUCGACGCGGCAGAUCGUCGGGAUACCUGCGGUACGGGGAAGCGGACCCAGGAUGCCGGGGAGGUUGAGGAGGGGGACGGCCCCCAACCCGCGCAGGGUGAUGGCAGAGUUUGCAGACCGAGACUUGACCCCAUUCGAGGUGAGGAUGACGAUGCGGAGGGAGGUGGUGAUGAGGCUGUCGAUGAAGGGGAUGCACCUCAUGGAGGAUCGAAUGCAGUUGCUCGACAUGAUGCAUGCGAGGAGGACAGACAAACCACGGGUGGCUGGCAUCAGGCGGAUGCAGGAGGAGGUAGUGGCAGUAUUGCGUGUGCUGCACAUAUGAAGUGGUGUGCAGAUGAGCGACAUGGCGAGCAGGCAACCGUUUCAGCAGCUCCGUACGACAUACCAAGGUCAACACAGUUGGAGCCUAUUACGAGCGAAGUGUUGAUAUUCCUGACGCAGCUCCUCGACGACCUGCCUCAGGACAUCAUCUCUCGCUGCGAUCAACGUCCUACGCCGGUCAUGCUUACACGUACCUUAACGUCGCAUCUGUUGUGGUCUCCGUGCACGGAGAUCGACAUGGACAAUUGCUAUUACCCCUCUUCGGGCCACUACCUGGUUAUCGACGUGACCGACCUCACCUUUUGGGAACCGAUCAUUCGAAGGGAGGAAGAGAAAGAAGAGAUAGGUGAAGAGGAAGAAGAAACGAGAGAAGAAGAAGAAGAAGAAGAGGAAGAAGAAGAGGAAGAAGAAGUGAAAGAAGAAGAGGAGAAUUUGGGGACGGAAUUUGACGACCCCGAUUACAACGAGUCAAAAGGAACUGAGUCAGGAGCGAGUGGGUCGGACGAAUCGGACAACCCCAGCGAUUCAGCAAGGAAGAAGACGAAGCCGCAACACCGAAAAGAUGAGAGAGGGUAGAAGGAAAGCGGCCAGUAGAGCAAUCGGACGGACCAGCAGUGCAAGUGUUACAGGGCGAUCCGACUCGUUAUCCAGAGUCACCGGAG